Molecule: messenger RNA, 1878 nt
Organism: Dujonia railenensis
Lineage: Eukaryota; Fungi; Ascomycota; Pichiomycetes; Serinales; Debaryomycetaceae
Source: the annotation of a GenBank genome assembly
AUGUCGCUAGCUAAGGGUAAGGACUUAGCUCCAGAAUCGUUGUACUUGUUCAACUUGCAACCCAAGAUUUCCGACUCCUUGGAGUUAAUAUACUUCGACUCUUCUAUCACUGAGGUGAGUGCAGAACAAGUUCCAAGUAGAUCGAUUUCACCAGCUCCAGCACCUGCGAAACCUUUAGAUGGGAGUAGCUCAGUUUGCACUGUUUGUAAGAUUGGACCAUUCGGCAAUCUUGAUGAAAGAAAGGCCCACUACAAGACCGAUUUACACAGAUUCAACCUUAAGAGGUCCUUGCAGAACCAGGAACCCCUCUCAGAAGAGGCUUUUGAUAAGUUGGUUGAAGAGCAGUCCAUCGAAAGUUUGUCCGGAUCUGAAAGUGAGGAUGACGAUGACGAAGAUGAGGACAAGGACAACGAUGGAACCAGAAAUUUGGAUAAUAUUAUGGAGAAAUUGAAUGUUAGGGAUAGCCAUGACAGUGACGAGAAUACUGUAAGUCACUUGAACACCAAGUCCGCCUAUGUGUACUUCAAGUCUCCCUCAAUCUUGGGACAAGACAGCGCAAAAGUUUUCGGUGUUUAUAAAUGUCUUUUUAGUCCGGAGCAGCUUUUAAAUGUACCCGUUGAAACUCUCCAUAACUUUAGUAAAGAACCUAUUAAAUCAAAGAAGUCUGCCAUGUUUAUGCUUGGAGGUGGCCACUUCGCUGGUGCUAUUGUGUCUCAUGUAGCUAAGAACACUAGAGGAAAUCCAAUUAACACUAAGGAGACUACCAAGCAAGAACAAGCGGUGAACAUUCUAGUUUCUAAGACUUUCCAUAGAUACACUACCAGAAGAAAGCAAGGGGGUGCUCAAAGCGCUAGCGACAAUGCUAGGGGCAAGGCAAACUCUGCUGGUUCAACUAUACGUCGUUACAACGAACAGGCUCUCAUUCAGGAAAUCAGAGAAUUGUUGAGAUCAUGGAGGAAUGAAUUGUCAGGCUGUGAGUUUAUAUUCAUUCGUGCCAACGGUCCGGCUCAAAGAAAGAUAUUGAUCGGAUAUGAAGGCUGUGAGUUAAACACAGACGACCCAAGAUUGAGGACUUUCCCUUUUACUACAAAGAGAGCAACUGCAUCAGAAUUGAAGAGAGCUUGGGCAGAAUUGUCUUAUUUGAAGGUGUUAGAUAUCCCAAAGGAAGAUUCUAAGCUUAAGAAGAAGUUACAGCAACAGAAAGAACAAAUAAAGAAUUCAAUAAUACAGAAAAAGCAAGCUAAAGUUGAACUUUCCCCAGAGGAACUACACAGUACCGAGUUAAUCAAUUUAUUGAAGAAAUCAAAAGCACCCCUUUUAAUAAAUUACAUCAAGAAGAAUAACCUAUCCCCAAACAUGAGUCUAGAGCCUAAAAGUCAACAUAUUCAUGCACCCACCUUACUUCACUAUGCUUCCUCGCAUGGUCUUUCGCAUAUGGUUCAAAUCCUUCUUAUCAACUUAAAAGCGGAUCCAUUGCUAAAGAAUGAUUCUCAUAGGAGCGCAGUUGAAUUGGCAGCCAACCCUACCACCCGAAAAGCUUUCCAGAUCGCAAGGAAUUCACUUGGUGAAGAUUAUUGUGACUGGGAUACUGCCAAGGUCGGUCCUCCCAAGACUAAGGAUGAAAUACAACAGGAAGAGAAAGAAGAACAAGAGCAAAUCAGUAAAGAGAAGAAGCGUUUGAUAGAAGUUGAAUUAGCUAAAAAGACGGAAUUAGAAUUGAAAAUCCCAAGGAUUUCAGGAGGUGGAGUGUUAGGUGGUAGUAAUGGAAAUGUUUCAAUGAAUGCUAACUUAAGUGGGUUAUCUGAUCAACAGAAGAUGAGAUUGAUGAGAGAGCAGAGGGCAAGAGCAGCUGAAGCUAGAUUCAAAAGUCCAAGCUAA